Sinocyclocheilus anshuiensis is the source of this 2550-nucleotide messenger RNA. RefSeq names its product ABI gene family member 3-like. Gene Ontology annotation, cellular component: lamellipodium; SCAR complex; actin-based cell projection. NCBI's taxonomy places the organism in Eukaryota, Metazoa, Chordata, Actinopteri, Cypriniformes, Cyprinidae. Gene Ontology annotation, biological process: neuron migration. Bases 82 to 1650 code for a protein of 522 amino acids. Gene Ontology annotation, molecular function: signaling adaptor activity; SH3 domain binding. The transcript is spliced from 11 exons. The record is from RefSeq and is a predicted model, not a curated record.
UGACAGAUAUCAGUACAGUAGGCUGCUAUCGCACGGAGGUUUCCGGAGUUGAGCUUGAUCGGUCUGUCAUUCCAUCGCGCAAUGAAGGAUCAAAACUACUCCGAAGAAGUUACAAAAAUACUGGAGGAGGCCCCUUCUGCUCGCAAAGCACUUUUAGACAACUACAACAAUUUAUACAAAGUAGCGGACUACUGCGAGAGCAACUACCUGCAGUCUGGAAAUGACCCCACCAAAGCCCUGGAGGAGACCAAGGCCUUCACUACUCAGUCCUUGGCUAGUGUGGCUUAUCAGAUUAGCUCUAUGGCCACCAAUGUGCUCAAGCUUCUGGAUGCACAGACCCUGCAGCUCCGCAAGAUAGAGUCCUCCAUCAACCAGAUCGAACAGACAGUGGACAUGCACAGGGAGAAGGUGGCCCGCAGAGAGAUCGGCGCUUUCACCGUUGCCAAGAGGGUUCCACGCAGUCAUAAGAUUGUACCCCCAGCAAAAAAUAAAGAAGCCAAGAUCAAAUACUCCCGCGCACCCAUCUCUUUCUCUAGCCUGGACUCAGUUGGCCAUGGCAUGAAGGAUUCUGGCCAGCCGCAGUUAAAAACAGCUACCAUGACACGGAGCGGCAGCACGCUGAGUCGAGGCAGCCGUCCACCCGAGCCUGUCCAGUGUCCUGUGGCACCCACUCUCUCUCAUGGAGCGUCCCUUACCUCACUUAAUGACAAGUCUAUUGCUUCGAGCUUCAGUAAAGCCGUGCCGCCUCCUGUAGUGCCCAGCUGGCCCGCCAGCCCUGAUGUUGACAUCAUCAGCACGCUGCUGGAUGAAGGACCACCCCCUCCACCCCCACUGAUGGAGGCAGAGGGCGAACAAGAUCAUGGACAGGAGACUGGUCUACCCCUACCUCUACCUCCACCACCUCCUCCCCUUGACUGUACCAACAUCCCCUUGCCCCCUCCAGUGAAUACACCUGAGCCCAGCAGCCUGAUGACAAUACCACCUCCUCCACCAGCUCCACCUCUUGAAACAGUGGCCGAGGAGAAUGGAUUUCCUCUACCAGAAGCUCCCAGUGACAUGCCUCCUCCACCAGUCCCUGAUGGCCGUGAUCUUCCGACCCCACCGCCUCUGCCGUGUGACGAGAACAUUGAAGCUCUGCACUCUCGCCGCUCACGGGUGCGACGUCAUCCUCCUAGCUCUCGCUCGCUGUCUCUGAGGGUCCGCAUGGGCCCCAGCGCUCGCUCGCUGUACACGCGCUCGCUUUUUCUGCCUUCUGCUCAAUCACUCAUGAUACCCCCACCCCCUCCAUACCCACCUCCUCUGGCUCCGCCUGCUUCAUUCAGCCCAUUGUGCAGGAUCCCUGCUCGGCUGGAGCACCUGGACCUUGAGAUUCCAGCACCGCCCCCAUCGCCACCACUAGAAUAUUUCGACAACUUUGAGGAAUUGCCCCCUCUACCUCCCCCCAUUGAUUAUGACAUAACUGCACCAGCCGACUAUUUGGAGAAAGUGGUGGCACUAUAUAACUGCAACACAGGCAAGCCAGGUGACCUGGUGUUUCAGGAGGGCGAUAUCAUCUACCUCACCAGCAGGAAUGAGGAUGGCUGGUGUGAGGGCGUUCUCAAUGGAGUAAAGGGAUAUUUUCCUGGCAACUAUGUGGAAUCCACCGCUUAACUGGCCAUAAGAAGCCAGAAUGUCAGUGAAUGAAUUAUUGAGACCUAAGACACCUUGUAUUCGCAUUUCUAAAGUGAAACAGUGGAAUCAGCUGUAUGAUUGGAGCUGCUGAAAUGCUUUUAUGUUUCAGUUUUAAAACAUUCCAAAUGUAAUUAACAUGCCGACUGAUUUCAGCCGAGAUGAGUUUGUAUUAUAAAGUUUACUUUGGUCUUAAAUAAUGAUGAUUAUAAUUGAUUUCUCAGGACUUUAAGUUAUAAUCUUAACGUACAACAUAUUAAGAAAUGUUUUUUGUACAUUUAGCUGUAUUAGAUAAGUUCACAAAGUCGUGGAGAAUAGUCAAUGGUUAUUUGUUAAUUCUGUAAACAUUUUCAGUGUUUGUUUGAAUAGGCUAUUGUGCAGAGUAAAUAAUGAAAUAAUAUAUAUGUAUAAUAUAUUAUAAUGCAGAUUCCUAAUUACAAACCUUUAUUACUCAUGAUAAGUUACAUCUAAUUGAUAACAUUUUCUUGAUUCCCUUGCAAAUACAGUAUUUUCCCCAAACAUGUUAUGCUCUAGUUUGUGAAUUAAAUGUUAAUGUACACCACAAUGGCACAAUUCAGUCACAAUUUUUUAUGAUACCAAGUUACCAUUUACAGUCCAUAGAAUAAAUAAACUGUUAACGUUAAUGUCUGGGAAUGAAGUUAAAAUUGUUUUAUGUCAAUUAUAAACAUGCACUCUUUUUGCACCUUAUACAAAGUUCGUUUGACAUGUUUAUUUUACAUUCUUGCAUUUAGUUAUCCAAAGUCAUUUACAAAAGAGAAAACAAAAGCAGUUUGUCAAGGAGCCAACAAAAUGUAUGAUAUACAAUGGCAGGUUUAUUUGACUAGAUUAGGAGUUCAUUCAUGGGGAACUGGCUCAUCAGCA